Messenger RNA from Trypanosoma cruzi, 690 nucleotides. RefSeq lists its product as uncharacterized. The record is from RefSeq and is a predicted model, not a curated record. Lineage: Eukaryota; Euglenozoa; Kinetoplastea; Trypanosomatida; Trypanosomatidae. The transcript has a single exon. The coding region runs from base 1 to 690 and encodes 229 amino acids.
AUGCGAGCAAUGCGGUCAGCAGGUGCUCUUUUGAGCUUUUGCCGCGGCUUUGACAGCUCCGCGAGGUUUGGUAAGGAGCUUGGAUUUGGCCACAAGAUGCGUGACAUUCCCGUUCUCACGGGGAAUCCACGACCCGUUGCGAGGGAGGAGGAGUGGCGCUGCGCGUACAAGCUUACCGAGCGCAUGGAAGACGUCGUCAGAGAUGUCCUACGGAAGGACGGUUGGAGUGAAGUUGAGGUGCAGCGGGAAAUGGAACAGAUGUUUGAGAGAAAAGUCCACAACACCCGCUCUUCUUUAAACACGUGGACGACUGUUGAAGAGUUUCAGCGGACGCCUUGGUACCGUCGAUAUAAGCCGACAGACACAUGUGUUGCCAAAUUCAUCUCUUACGAGGUGAUUAAACUGCUGGAACAGGCGUUAAUCCCCCCAUCGCUAAGGACAGAUCCUUAUGCGCAUCUUCGGAAGCGUCACAUGGAGGACAACUGGAUGAAUGACAGAUUUUCGGAAGAGUCCGCAAAGUACAUAACACGAGAGCGGCUGGCCAAACAGACUAAGGGCCUAUCCGGGUAUGGCCAAGUAACCCGAAGAAAGUUUUUGGAGUUUGAUCAAAAGUUUAAGGCAUCAUACAACGGAAAACAACGUGUGAAUGAGUCCUACUCCGCAUGGCUGCAGUCCCUCAAUGAUAAGUGA